This is a messenger RNA of Strongylocentrotus purpuratus (purple sea urchin), 4591 nucleotides long. RefSeq names its product MYCBP-associated protein. The transcript has 20 exons. Bases 495 to 3215 code for a protein of 906 amino acids. NCBI's taxonomy places the organism in Eukaryota, Metazoa, Echinodermata, Echinoidea, Camarodonta, Strongylocentrotidae. The record is from RefSeq and is a predicted model, not a curated record.
GGUACGGUGGUCUGUUGUCUUUAGAUCCUCUCAACCAUCCUUGGUAUAGCCAUUGGUUUAACAAUUGUUUUCCAUUCUCUUUGGCAUGCCGAGAGUCUCUUGUGGAAACUAUGUACAUUGAGGAUUACAUUUGUAUAAGUGAGCAGCUUUUACUCGACCUUUCUGCGGGGUCCAUUACAAGAACUUUCAAUUAAGAGCCAAUAGGUGUACGGAUAGAUGCCUUGGCUUUGUUGUCAGGGUAAACAUUUUUACAUGUUCCCUAAGCCUUCAUACUAUUAAAAACAAGAAGGCCUAGUAGGAUCCAUGCUUCGGGAACAGGAUGUGCGGCAUUUCUUUGUAAGAUUUCUUGGGCAGUGACUUUCGAGAAGAACCUUGCUGCUGUAGGAUCGAGCUACAGAAUAUCCCUUCAAUGCAAUACAGAGCAAAGGAUAUUAUACAGAAGGCAUCCAUUUUAAUUUCAGAGGUUGUUGUGGAAUUACUUUUUUGUUGUCACAAUGGAUGGUAUGCCUCCUAAAGCUGUACGAAGAAACACUUUAGGAAGUCACAACAUUGCUCCUAGAGUAAAAUUAGCAGUUAAUUCUAAUAGAAGGAAGACAUUGAUUCCUGGAGCACUUACAGUUCAAGAUCAAGAAACACUUCUCAACAAGCAGAAGAGGAAUCGUGUGUUUACACCGGAGAAACCUUCAAGUCCAAACAAUUCCCAGAGUCAGACGGAAGAGGAGGUGAUACCCCCUAGUAAACAGGUUAUCAAUGGAGAGGACAUUCAGGCACUCGCCAUCGACCCCCAGGAGUUUGCUAAGCUGCGAGCUCCAAAGCCUCCCCAGUCACCUAAGGUCCGCCCCUCCUCUAAGCCGGUGACGGUACGGAAGAUGAAACCGCAGUCUGAGUUGGACAAACCCAAGACUAGACCCAUCCUUAUCGCCAAGCCUGCACCACCCAAUGCCCCUCUUGUGAAGGAGGACUAUAUCGGUGCUGGAGGACCACGGUUUGAUUCCACUGGGAACAUAAUGCCUCAUAGCAUCCUAGGGACGGUAGAAGGAUUCAAGAUGGAGGCUGUAUACCAUGGUCACAUGGAGAUGGCCGAGGACCAUCCGAUAGAGCCCCGCCCAAGGACACCAGCAGUCAAACCAGAGUUCAGUAAGAAGGUGGAACCCAAACCUCGAGACCCGUACAUGGAUGAAAACCAAGCGCUUAUUAACUGGCAACAGAAGAUGUUUGAGAGGAAGAAGACUCAGGGUUAUAUCUCGAAUCUCCUUCAGAAGCCACCAGAGACACUGGUCAUGAAUCAAGCUGAGGAGUAUAGGCAGACCCAGGAGGAACGUUAUAUCAUUGACAGAGCUAUACCUGCCAUGGACUAUGGCAAAGGAUAUCGUGUUGGCAGUGAAUUUUGGAAACAGCAGGAGAGAUUUGGAGAUGACUUGACCGGCAUACAUAUGACCAUGAGCCAGACAGAGAGAGGCUACCCACCUCCAGUAGAGCACAUUGGAUACUCAAAACUCACUAAGAGUGAAAUGGGUAUUGCAUGGCCUGAAGGUCGAGCCUCUCCCGUUCACUAUCCUUGGAAGCGCUCUCAGUAUCUCAAGGAUAGGAAGAGACAGCUUCAGCAUGUCAUUGAUGAGCUUGAUCCAUUCAAACCUGAUCUGGAAGGUCUUCAAGUGAUUGGCACCAACAAUCCUAAGCAGAAGAAGUUAGAAGUCUGGACUCGGUCCACCUCUGAUGAUGUAGGCACCUUCAAGAUUGGCAAUGGAGGAGACCAUGAUGUGAACCCUAACGAGAGUGAGAUGCCUGAGGAGACCAUUCCUGAGCCCAUCAUUGGUCCAUCUCUGCAGUUCAAUGGUUACCCCGCACGCUGGACUGGGGACAGCACCAGUCAUAAGGGACAGAUCGCCUGUAGCUCCAGAGUGACUUUUGAAGCCUUUGCUGGAGUGAGGACUACAUCCCACUUGGAGCUGGUUAACGAUGGCACUACGACCAUCUAUUAUGACUGGAAGAAAAUCCCCAAGCUGAACCCAUUUGAAGGAUGCUCCACACCUCGUAUCCAACGCUUCUACUUCAAUACCAGCAGUGGGGUGCUCCUCCCUGGUGAGAGCCUUCGAUUCCCCUUCGUCUUCAAGUCUCCCAACGCUGGGAUCUUCACUGAGAGCUGGCAGCUUGAUACCCGCCCCGUGGUGUGCGGGGGUGGGGCGCUGCAGGUUACCCUGAGGGGUGUGGCCCUGCAGGAGGAUAAGAACUUGAAGCAGAGGAAGGACAUUGAGGAGGAGCUGUUUGCCAAGCAGGCUCAGGUAGCCGUGCGUCGUAUCUUAGAAGAGUUGGUAGACGGUAUCCGUACACCUGAGAGGGCCCACUCACCCAUAGAUGCCUACAUCACCGAUGAAGAGACAUUUGAGAGACUUAAUCCCGGGAUGCAUUUUGCCAAUGAGGUGGUGAGUCAGCUGAAGCAGCUUCAUGUGGAGCAGUUUGAUGAAGAGGAGAGAGAGGACAAGGAGUGGGAUCUGGAUGUCUCCAAGAUGAAACGGGAGUUCUUAGCCAUAGAAGAUGAAGAGAUGAGAGAAGAUCUGUUAAACAGAAUGAACCAAGCUGUUACGUCACUCUACUUCCCUCCCUUUACACCCAUACAACAUGAGAUGUACAGAGUAGCGUACAAUCUCAUGAUGGAGAAUGUGGAUAACAUAGUAACCCAAGCGAACACUAUUAGAGUCAACAUGGGUAUACCGGAGAAGGUAGAAGAACUACCAGACACAGCCGAAAUUCUUGCAGCAAAUGAUGCUCUCAGAGGAGGUGAACUCAAGAAAAGAAAGAAAGAACCGAAAGAAGAAGAAACUCCUGGAGGGAAGAAGGAUAAAAAAGAUGGCAAGAAAGGGAAGAAAGAUGACAAAGAAAAAGACAGACCAAAGAGUAAGGGAGGAGAUAAAACACCGGGUAAGGGCAAGAAAUCUGCUCCCAGUCCGGCCACACCUACUAAAGAUAGAGAGAAGAAGACUCCGUCAGGAGGGGAGAGAAGGGGGCGAGCCCGUACCCCUAGUAGCGGCUCCAUGGAGAAGGUACAUGUCUCAGUGACGGGGGAUCCCAUCAUGGAUGCCAAGUAUAAGAACAAACUCUACAUACAGGUAUAUGCUCUACUGUCAGAGACGGUGGAUAAGAUGACUGCAUUGUUUGAAGACAUCAAAGAGAAACAAGAUAAUGCUCUGAUGCAGCAACUUAUGCAGAAAAUGUGAUCAGACCAAAGAGAAAGAGAAGACUUCUAACAUUUCUGUAUCAUUCUACUGUGGAUCUCACGGACAUUCAUAUUAACAAAUUGUAUAUGCAAUAUGCAGUGUAUAAAAUGUUGAGAGUUCAAGAUAUAUUUAUAUGUGUAUUAAUCUUUUAUUUAACACUACAAAAUUAUUAUUAUUACCUAUGAAACCAGGGCCUUGUAUCAAAACAUGCUUUGUAGAGUGUUUCUCUUCUAGUCACCUAAAGGGAUAUAUCACACAUAAUUCUUGUAACAGCAAGUUUUGUGAAAGUCAAGUUACAAUUAAUUAUCUAUUUAUUUAAAUAACUAAAAUGCUAUUCCACAGAAAAGAACUUAGAAUAUGUGGGCAGUAAUGUCAGUACCGAGCCAGGCCAAUAUGUACCUACUGCCCAUUUUUCUGUUAUGAACCAUGGGGCUGUUUCUCCAAGCCGUCAUAAGUCUAACUUCAUGGACAUCCCAUUGAAAUGCAUGUUAUAGAAUACAUGUAUGUCCACAAACUUGGGCUUACAACGCUUUCGAGAAACUGGCCCCAUAUUGCUAUUUGUUAUGAAACAGAUUUUACCUUAGAAAGGAUAUUGCAAUUCGCAGAUGAUUCUAUUUAUGUGACAGUUUAAAGGUAUAUUGUGAUUACACUUAAUUGUUCUUCAGUUCUGGUAAUAGCACAAGUUAAAUUUUCAGAGAAUACAGUGAAAUUCACAUUCCUACCCAGUGAUAUUACUAGAGGUGUACUAGAGAUCAUCAAGAGAGGUCAAUUUUUCUUCUAAUCCAUCUUAUCUGCUAAGAAAUACACCCAUAUUAAAAAUCCAAAUUCGUAUAUGUGCUUUUCAGAUGCCGUUCUAUCUAUGUUUCAAUUCAACAGUCCAGACAUACCCCCUGGCUAGAAAUAAAUCAGAAAAGACUUAUUACAAAGCUUCAUUACCAGAAUUUAAAAGAUUACCUUUCGUUCAAGAAAAAUGAACACAUUAUGAAGAAUAUUUACGCAAACACGUUUUUUAAGAUAACAGCAAUAUUUCACAAUAUAACUUGUUCCAUCUUUCUCAUCAAGCGAGAUAUUUCAGGCAGCUAAGCUUAAAAAAAAUUGGUUUCCAUUCCUGUGAUUACUGUAUACACGUAUUUCUAUGCUUGUGCAGUAUCCAUUCUGAUAUUCAUUGUCAUUUAAUAUAAGAAGGAAAUAGAGGAAGCAAUAAUGUAGUUUCAGUCUCAAUUUUAUUACAAAAAAUAAUUUCUAUACAACAUAAUAAUAGUGACACAUUUGCAAAUGCUGUUCUAAUUGUAUUCAUGUUCACAAUCACCUUGACAAACUUCGCCUUGUAUUGGAUAAUUUUCUGAAUAAAUUACAGAGUUCCGUCCAAAGUGUGA